This is a messenger RNA of Diversispora eburnea, 2862 nucleotides long. NCBI's taxonomy places the organism in Eukaryota, Fungi, Glomeromycota, Glomeromycetes, Diversisporales, Diversisporaceae. The record is from the annotation of a GenBank genome assembly.
AUGUUAAAUAUCUAUGUUAGCAAUAUCUCUCUUGUUACUCGAUAUUUUAAAAUAUUAGCCAAUAAUCGGAAUAAAUUAAUAAAUCAAAAAUAUUAUUUAAGCUUACGAAAAUAUACAUUACAAGUAUCAUCUAAGUCUUUAAACAACAAAGGAAGAAUAACUAAUAGAAUUCAAAGAAAUUAUCAUGAUGAUGGAGCUUUUGGAUAUAGAGUUUCACGAGAAUUCAGGAUGCCUGAUUACACUACAGAAGAAUUGUCAAAUAGAAUAGAAAAUGCAGGUUUACUUCGAUUAAUUACUGCUUAUAGAACUUUCGGUCAUAGAGCUGCGGAUCUUGAUCCCUUGGGGAUUAUGAAGCGAGAAGAAAUUAAAGCAUUAGAUCAUUUAAGAUAUAUUUUUACAACUGACCCAAAUAAAUUAUAUAAUUUAAAGGGAAUCCUCUUCGUGAAUUCAAAAGAUAAAGCAACAUUAGAUUCAAUUUUAUCCCAUUUGUUAAAAGUUUAUUGUGGAAAAGUUGCUUAUGAGUUUAUGCAUAUUCCGAAUGCAAGUGAAAGACGUUGGUUCUAUCGUAUUAUAGAAUCUUUUGAAUCGAUAUCGUUAACAUCGAAAGAGAAAAUAAGGAUAUUUGAAGUUUUAGCAAAAUCCGAGGUUUUCGAUCAUUUUAUGGCGAAGAGAUUUCCUCAAGUUAAACGUUAUGGAUUGGAAGGUGCAGAAUCUAUGAUGAUUGCCUUGGAUAAAUUGUUUGAAAUUACGAAUAAAGCUGGGAUAAUUGACGUAGUAUUAUGCAUGCCCCACAGAGGUCGUCUAAAUCUGUUGGUAGAUUUAUUAAAAUUCCCUCCAACGAGAUUAUUUCAUAAAAUCAAAGGAAAUCCAGAAUUUCCAGAAGAAUUGCCUGCUACUGGAGAUGUUCUAUCACAUCUUGCAUUUUCACCAACAUUAGAUUAUGGAAUGCCCAAACCAUUGAAUAUAUCAAUGCUUCAUAAUCCUUCACAUCUUGAGGCUGUAAAUCCUGUAGCAAUGGGAAAAGCCCGAGCGAAACAAAUGGAUCUUAUAAAAUCGGAAAAAGAUUGUGAACUUGGUGAUCGUGUUAUGUGUGUUCAAUUACAUGGUGAUGCGGCAUUUACGGGUCAAGGAGUCGUAAUGGAAAGUUUUGGUUUAUCUAAUCUUCCACACUUUUCAUCUGGUGGAUCGAUACAUAUUGUAGUCAAUAAUCAAUUAGGAUAUACUACACCUGCGCAAAAUGCAAGGAGUAGUUGGUAUUGUUCAGAUAUUGGAAAAAUGAUUAAUGCUUCAGUUAUUCAUGUUAAUGGAGAUUUUCCAGAGGAAGUAACUCGUGCGAUUGAAGUUGCAUUCGAAUAUAGAAAUAAGUUUCGAAAGGAUAUUAUAAUAGAUCUAAUUACAUAUCGUCGAUGGGGUCAUAACGAGUUAGAUGAACCAGCAUACACACAACCAUUAAUGUAUAAAAACAUAAGAUCAAGAAAAAGUGUUUCCAAGUUGUAUGAAGAAAAAUUGAUAGAAGAUUUAAUUUUGACAAAAAAAGAUAUUGUUGAUUUUCGAGAAAAAUAUUUUAACGUAUUGGAUGAACAUUAUAAACAAUCGGAUAAUUAUAAGUCUGAAAUGGAUAGCUUACGAAAGAAAUGGAUUGGAUUAGUCAUGCCUAAAGAAACUGUAUCGAAAAAGGAUACAGGUAUUCCACAAGAAACAUUGCAUAAAGUCGGAAUGGCUUCUAUCGAAACACCUAAAGAUUUUAUGAUUCAUCCACGUCUUCAAAAAUUUCACAUACAAACGCGUCUUCAGAAAAUAAAGGAAGGAAAGAAUAUUGAUUGGGCUACUGCUGAAGCACUUGCACUUGGAUCUUUAUUACUUGAAGGUUACAAUGUACGCCUAUGUGGUCAAGACGUUGGGCGCGGUACAUUUAGUCAACGUCACGCAAUGUUUGUUUGUCAGGAAUCAGAACGGAUUGUGGUUCCAUUGAAUGGAUUGGCGAAAGAUCAAGGAAUGCUUGAAGUUACAAAUAGUAAUCUCAGUGAAUUUGCAGUGUUGGGAUUUGAAUAUGGAAUGUCUUGUGAAUCACCAAACAUUUUAAAUAUAUGGGAAGCACAAUUUGGAGAUUUUUUUAAUGGAGCCCAAGUGGUGAUUGAUACUUAUAUUUCUAGUGGUGAAGUAAAAUGGCUAAGACAGUCUGGAUUAGUUAUGUUAUUACCUCAUGGCUAUGAUGGUGCAGGUCCUGAACAUUCAAGUUGUAGGAUUGAAAGAUUUGAUGUUUUGGAUGAAAGCAUACCAAUAAAUCCAAACAUGCAUAUAGUUAAUCCAACUACACCAGCACAGUAUUUUCAUGUUUUGAGAAGACAGAUGAAAAGAAAUUUCAGAAAACCUUUAAUAGUUGUUGCACCAAAAAUAUUAUUGAGAUCUUCUGUUGCAGUAUCAAAUUUUGAAGAAAUGACACCCAGGACAACAUUUUUACCUGUAUUAGGGGAUUUUUCUAUAUCUGAUUAUCUCAAAGUUGAGAAAGUAAUAUUUGUUUCAGGAAAAAUUUAUUAUGACCUUGUAAAAGCAAAACAAGAUAAAAAUAUAAAUGACAAAUUUGCUAUUAUUAGAGUUGAGGAACUAUGUCCAUUCCCUAAACAAGAUAUUGAGAUAGAGUUGAAGAAAUAUAAUAAUGUUAAUGAAUUUAUUUGGUGUCAAGAGGAGCCACAAAAUAAUGGUGCAUAUACAUUCAUGGAACCUAGAUUGAAUCAACUGUUAUCUCCUGGAAAAAAGUUGAAAUAUGUGGGAAGACCACCAAGUGCUGCACCUGCAGUGGGAGUAUCAAAAUGGCAUCACCAAGAGAUUAAAAACAUUUUAAAUGAUAUAUUUGUUUAUUAA